This is a messenger RNA of Drosophila bipectinata, 1878 nucleotides long. RefSeq names its product cilia- and flagella-associated protein 91. The record is from RefSeq and is a predicted model, not a curated record. NCBI's taxonomy places the organism in Eukaryota, Metazoa, Arthropoda, Insecta, Diptera, Drosophilidae.
AUGAAACUCCACCAGGCGGAUGCCAGGAAAUUGGAAUUUCAAAAGUACAAGAACCUGCUGCAGGCAUUCGAGUGGUCGGAGUGGAUACAGCGGGAGGAGUACCUCCAGGAAUGCCAGAUUCUGCGACUGGAGAUCGUGAUCAAGAUGCUCGACAAGCGAGAGCGGGAGAUGCACGCCGCCUCCAAGACGCGGAUUGAGCAGGCCUGCGAGCGCAUCGAGAAACGCCGCCAGGCAGACCUCCAGAAGAACGAGAUAGAGUACCAACGCGGGAUGCGACGGAUAACCAUGCAACUUGCCAAGACCUCCAGGAAGUGGGAGAAGCCAGACACGCUGUUCGCACUGGGUUCGCGCUGCUCCGAGUUCUACGCUCCGAUCCGCCGAUAUGGCGUGGACCCCGUCCGUCGGAACUUCGAGCCGGAAGCCGGGCGUCGAGCAUUCGACAUGCGGAUCGAUAAGCUUGAGAAGCAGGUUAACAUGAACCGGCUGAAGUGCCCCUUUAAGAAGCUGAAAGAGUGGGCCGAACCGAAGCUGCCGACCCACGAAUACGAACAAAACUUCUGUUCGGAGGCCCAUCUGCAAAGCCUCUACGAGUUCCUAAAGAGAAUGAGGAAGCUCAGGGAUCCUCGCACCGAUACGCCUCUCUGCCUAAAAGAAAAGUUCGAUUUUUCAAAGAUUAAUGACCGCGGAGAUUCAACAGUCUCCUACGAUCCAGCCCCGCAGUUCAUCGGUAGGCGAACUCUAAAGCCGUGGGAUAAGAAGCCACUCCAUAGCACUCGACUUAAAGAACCGGAAGAUCCAAAGGUAGAUAGAGACCCAGGACAAGAGAUCCAAUACACCGACUUAGAAGCUUUGAUUAGUGCCUACGAAGGCAAAGUUAUCGGCUUCCUCAUGGAGUUCCUCUUAGAGGAAUCAAAUCGGAUGGUGGAGCAGCGACGUCUCCACGCCUUCGCAAUCCUUUCGCUUAAAGAGCGUUGGCGCCGUGAGGCCAUCGAAGGGGGAAACAGACAAAAGGAGAACGACUUGCGGACGCUGUACGAGGAUAUGUUCCAGCAGAGCAUUUCAGUUAACAACGAUGUGGCCGAUCUCUUUAUCAAGAACAUCCUCGACACCGACGUGUCAGCAAUUGCCGCCAACGAAGCGGCGGAAUCGAUGAACGAGAUGGCUCUGCAGAUCGACCGGGACAUUGAGCGAUGGCUGGAGAGCUUCAAGCUCAUCCAGAAUCCCCUAACAUUUAUACCGCUACGGCUUAUGCUCCGGGACAUGGUCAGCCCGGAUUUGGAUGCCGCCGUGGUGGAGCACGAAAACGCAAUGAUGAUCCAGUACAUUGUGGAGGAGGUGAUCUUCGAUAGGGUGUGGAAGGCACUAGAGCCCUUUGACGUAGGCAGUACCCUGACAAGCGACCUUAUCGACCGCCUCAUCGACAACGACCUCUACCUCUUCUCCACGGACAGCGAGAGCGAUUCCGACCAUAUGCCCUCCUGGUACGAGGCCCAAGCCAUUAUCAGGAAACUCAUUCGUUACUCAGUGCCCGGAAAGCGCUGGAAGGAGGAGAACGAGCGGAUUGUUCACGAUAUAUACGACGAUAUGCUAGACGACAUCUUUGUUCAGUUGAUUUUGAAAUACUAUCCACCCACUCAAGAACGGAUCCAGUGCCAAGAGUAUGAGGAAAUUAAUGAGGAGGAAGGGACUGACUUGAUUUCUAUAAGAUCUGACUUAUCCACCAGGAGUAUUUUCAAUGUUCAUUCCGACCUAUCCAGUUUUGACAACGAUCAAGACAAUGCAAGCGAACGUUUAAGGGUUAUGGAGCUAACUGAAGAUAACAAUAACCUGAGUAGUCAAAAAGAUGUCCAAGACGACUGGAUGUGUGAAAUAAACUAA